Molecule: messenger RNA, 961 nt
Organism: Fragaria vesca subsp. vesca
Lineage: Eukaryota; Viridiplantae; Streptophyta; Magnoliopsida; Rosales; Rosaceae
Product: glycolipid transfer protein domain-containing protein 1-like
Exons: 4
Coding region: 194-802 (202 amino acids)
Biological process (GO): ceramide transport; intermembrane lipid transfer
Cellular component (GO): cytosol; membrane; cytoplasm
Molecular function (GO): ceramide 1-phosphate transfer activity; ceramide 1-phosphate binding
Source: RefSeq, a predicted model, not a curated record
UCCCCGCCAUUCACAAUUGGGCUGAUCGGGUCAGUAACAAAAUUGGGCUAGUCGAACAGAGGCCCAAAUUCGCAGCUAAUCACCGCGUCGAUUCACAGCAACGAAUCCAACGACCAUUUUCCAUUUUCCCGGCAGCAAAAAAAGUUUGAGACUUUUCACUGAGAAGAGUUUCAGAGAAUAGAGAGAGACUGCAAUGGCGAAUGAGAAGCCGCUGAGGAAAAUCGCAGAGGCGUUCGAGGAGCUGGAAGCCGCCGUGAAUUCGCAGACCGGCGAAGUGGAGGUGGCGCGGUUCUCGCAGGCCUGUUCACUCGUCUCGCCGUUAUUCGGGUGUUUAGGAAUCGCUUUCAAGUUCGCCGAGAUGGACUACGUCGCAAAGGUGCAUGAUCUGGCGGAGGCGUCGAAGUCAAUCUCGACCCUACACGUGUUGCUGGAGAAGGAUGUGGAGGCGGGCUGUGUGAGAAAGGCGGGGAGUCAUUCGAGGAAUUUGUUGAGAGUGAAGCGUGGGAUUGAUAUGGUGAAGGUGCUGUUUGAGCAGAUUAUAGUCACCAAGGGAAAUUCCUUGAAGGAUCCAGCUUCCAAGGCUUAUCAACAGGUGUUUGCACCCCACCAUGGGUGGCUCAUCAGGAAAGCAGUAGCUGCAGGGAUGUAUGCGCUUCCUACAAAAGAACAACUGUUGAACAAACUCAAUGAAGAUGAGACCUCAGCAAAAGCUCAGAUGCAAAAUUAUGUUGCUGCUUCAGCUCCUCUAAUUUUGUACAUUGACAAACUCUUCCAGACAAGGAAUUUAGGUGUAGAUUGGUAAAAGAGGACUUACUUUGUAUUUAUGCAGACAAUUAUAUUUAUAUUAGGAACUUCUGUUUUAUGAAUUGAAUACAAAAGAAGAACAAAAAAGCCUCUACUAUACUCUUAUUGUAUCUUAUAUGAAGGUUAUAAGUCUCGUUGGAUAUUCUAUAUGCUCAUC